Messenger RNA from Conger conger (European conger), 3359 nucleotides. RefSeq names its product diacylglycerol O-acyltransferase 2-like. The record is from RefSeq and is a predicted model, not a curated record. Gene Ontology annotation, biological process: triglyceride biosynthetic process. Gene Ontology annotation, molecular function: diacylglycerol O-acyltransferase activity. Gene Ontology annotation, cellular component: endoplasmic reticulum membrane. The coding region runs from base 120 to 1202 and encodes 360 amino acids. The transcript is spliced from 8 exons. Lineage: Eukaryota; Metazoa; Chordata; Actinopteri; Anguilliformes; Congridae.
UCACAGCUUGCCUGUUGGUAGUCGAAGGCGGUCAUGCCGGAGGUGCUGUUGAUGCUCCCAACUUCAAAGUAGCAAGUAUAGUUGCGUCUUUUAUAUUUAGUUUGUUUUACGGCAGAAAUAUGAAGACAAUACUUGCAGCCUACUCCGGUGUCUUGCGAGGCACCGGCUCCAGCCUCCUCUCGGCCCUCCAGGACCUGCCCUCUGCUCCAUGGCUGUCCCGGUCCAAGGUGCAGAAGCACCUGCAGGUCAUCUCUGUGCUGCAGUGGGUGAUGAGCUUCCUCAUGCUGGGAGCGGCCUGCACGUUGCUCCUUGUCUACAUCUUCUGCACCGACUGCUGGCUGAUAGCCGCCAUGUACACCGCCUGGCUCAUCUUCGACUGGAACACCCCGAAACAAGGAGGCCGCAGGUCCUCCUGGGUCAGAAACUGGACAGUGUGGACUUACUUCAGAGACUACUUCCCUAUCAGACUCAUUAAGACGCACAACCUGCUGCCCAGCCGGAACUACAUCUUUGGCUACCAUCCCCAUGGCAUUUUGUGCUUCGGGGCUUUCUGUAACUUUGGGACGGAGGCCACAGGCUUCUCCAAGAAAUUCCCUGGAAUUAGGCCCUCCCUGGCAACCCUGGCUGGAAACUUCCGGAUGCCGGUGCUGAGGGACUAUUUGAUGUCUGGAGGCAUCUGUCCGGUGAACCGAAACUCCAUCGACUACAUCCUGUCCCGGAACGGAACGGGCAAUGCCGUGGUCAUUGUCGUUGGGGGAGCGGCAGAGUCCCUGAACUGUGCUCCCGGCGUGAAUUCUGUCACCCUGAAGAAGCGCAAGGGAUUUGUGAAACUGGCCCUGCAACAGGGGGCUGACCUGGUGCCUGUGUAUUCGUUUGGGGAGAACGAGGUCUACAAGCAGCUGAUCUUCGAGGAGGGCACGUGGUGGCGGCUGGCUCAGAGGAGACUGCAGAAGCUGAUUGGGUUUGCGCCCUGCUUGUUCCAUGGCUGCGGCCUGUUCUCCGACGACACCUGGGGCCUGGUGCCUUACUGUAAACCCAUCACCACUGUUGUUGGGGAGCCCAUCACCGUGCCUAAGAUCGAGGAGCCCAGCCAGGAAGUGGUGGACCAGUACCACGCCAUGUACAUCAGCUCCCUGGUCAAGCUCUUCGACAAGUACAAGGUCCGCUUCGCCCAGAAGGAUAGCGUCCUAGAGGUCCAGUGAGGGGGGGGCUUUGGGACCUCCAACAGAGAACUGUGCUGCCUAGCUCAAACACCCACCCCCUCCCCCUGCCCCCCAUUCAAGUGCCUGGCUGAGAUCUGGACCUUCUUUAUAUGUAUGUGUAUGGUACAUUGCAUGGUACACAACCUGUGGCAAGCAAAAAAACUCCCAUCUGAUUGAAAAAGAGCAUAAUAAAUAUAUAAUAAUUUGUUAUUUAGCUGACACCUUUUUCCAGAGCGACUUACAGUUGAUUAGACUAAGCCCCCCCGGAGCAUUGUAGGGUUAAGGGCCUUGCUCAAGGGGCCAGCAGCUGUGCAGAUCUAAUCAUGGCUCCACCAGGGAUCGAACCACCGACCAUCCGGGUCCCAGUGAGGUACCAUAGCCACUAUGCUACAGGCUGCCCAAUCAUGUUCUUUUAUUUUCCUUUUUUGAAGACCCGAGACGUGCCCCUGUGCAUCGCCGGCGCUUAUUAGCGAACGCAUUCGGCAAAACCUUCUUUUAUCCCCCUCAUUUCGUUUCGUCCUUGUUCACCGAGAGGACCGCAGAUGUUUUGAGCGACCAGCUUCCGGCAAUUGUAAAGUUUUGUUAUCCCCAAGUGCGAUUUCGAGUGUUUGUAUUAUGUCUGCCACUAAGUGGUACUAUAUUAUUUGGCUUCACCGGCUUACAGGCCUUAAAUUCACACAGCAGUUGAAGACCGUCCUCAUCCAGUAUAUACAUGCCAUACGCUUGCUAUUUUGUCAUUAACCCAGGUUGUACAUUUCUUUUUUAUUUUAUGCCUUAGAGACAAGCCCCAAGUAAAUACUAUAAACUAUGUGAUUCCUCAACUGACUGCCUUUCUGAGCUAUUGUUAGGGUAUCAACAUUAGAAUCAUCACACUCAUUAAAUGCCCAUAUUAAGCAGACAAUAGUAAACUGUCUUUAUUUCAAGUCAACAAAAGAAACAAGAACAAUUUUGGCAUGCCCAGUCAUAGAGUUUGAUUAAGCGUGAUUUGUUUUUGACUGUGGCCCUUUUUCUUUUUUAAAAAAAGCACAAACAAUGCAAUAUCAAAGGUUUCGCCUCACAAAAGCAGCCACUGUUGCUCGCGUAUGUCAAGGCAAAGCUAGGGAUCACCCUUUUCUGCAAUAAUUAUAUUGAACUAAAUGUAAUUUUAAGAUAAAUAUAUGCAUAUUGUGAUGCAUAUCCACAGUACAGGUUAUUAUGCAAUACCAUGAAUGUUUUAAUUGUAAGCAGAGGUGUGUGUGUGUGUGUGUGUGUGUGUGUGUGUGUAAGAGAGAGAGAGAGAGAGGGAGAUAGUCGGGGUCUUUCCUUUGUGUGAGGAAAUAAUCCCAUUAUUUUUCAAUGGAAGCAAAGCAAUUUUCCUUGCAAUUAUUUGUUUUGUCUUAAUGUGAUUCCGUUUUCUUCGAAGGAAAUCUAUCUUUGCAAUGCAAAGAUUCCUCCCAGAAAACACACUAAAAUGUUAAAACAUGAAUUAGAUUUAGUUCGAAAAUGUCCCCUUUAUUAUUUCCCCUGAAAUAUUGCUCUGUUUCUUGUCAGUAAUUAUUGUACAAAAUGAGAUCUGGUUGAAAUGAUGAGGUGUGUGUGUGUGUUUGUGUGUGUGUGUGUGUGUGUGUGUGUGUGUGUGCGUGCGCGUGCGCGUGCGCGUGCAUGUGUGUGUGAUUGUAAGGGCAUGUCUGUGCAGUUCUUGAAUGUGAUGAAGACAGUUCUGGGGAAUGUUGAUUCAAAAGAUGAUGGGAUUUUUCCACAAAGGAACAGCAUUAGCUAGGGAAAGGAAAUGAACAAUCCGGAACAUUUUAUUGUAUAACACCUGUUUUGAAUGUUUUCUAAAUCUGCCAAAAACAACCCAAAAAAAAACCCAAUGCCUUAAAGUAUUUAAUGGUCACUGCCAGGGCAAACACAGAAGCCAUUUUGAAGUUUCCCCUGAAAAGCUGAAACUGUUCUUGUGAAUAUAUUUAUGCAUGUCUGCUAUUUUUUGUUUCAUGUAGGAGGUGUUAUGGCUAUUUUCUAAGUGUUUACAAAUCCUGAAAGGGUGAUUGUGUCAUGGAAAUGUCAUUCUGAGUUUCCUCAUUGAAUUCUGCCGAGUGACACGUGCCUUCCUCUAAUUUAAGUGCAAUAAAAAUGAUAACAUGCGACUCGCCUUUCAGGCUCUAUAUGUUUUUAUAU